Messenger RNA from Vicia faba (fava bean), 837 nucleotides. Lineage: Eukaryota; Viridiplantae; Streptophyta; Magnoliopsida; Fabales; Fabaceae. The record is from the annotation of a GenBank genome assembly.
AUGGCUACUGCUGCUGCAGGCGUAGCCUCCUUGUUUUCAUCUUCCAUCAACACUGUCAAAUCUUCACGUUCCUCAAACCGCAUGUUUGCAUCUGUUGUUAUACCACAAUCCUCAGUUGAACCUUUGUGCAUUGGUACAACAAUCUCAUCACAAAAGUUAUGGAUGCCUAGAUUCUAUGUUGCUGUUGCUCAGGAAGAGGCUGUUGUGGCUGUUGAUGAUGAAGAGAAGGUUGUGGUAGAGGAGGAAGAAAAAGAAAAUGAAGAAGGACAAGGAGAGAAGGAGAAUGGAGAGGAGAUUGUAGCAGAAGAAGACACUAGGACUAAGCUUUAUUUUGGGAAUUUGCCUUAUAGUGUUGAUAGUGCAAAACUUGCAGGGUUAAUUGAGGAAUAUGGUAGCGCAGAACUAGUUGAGGUUCUUUACGACAGGGACACUGGAAAAAGUAGAGGCUUUGCAUUUGCCACCAUGACUUGUGUUGAAGAUUGUAAAGCAGUAAUUGAAAAUCUUGAUGGAAAAGAGUUCAUGGGGCGAACCUUGCGGGUGAAUUUCUCAGACAAACCGAAGCCAAAAGAAUCGUUGUACCCUGAAACCGAAUACAAGCUCUUUAUUGGGAACUUGUCUUGGAAAGUAACUUCUGAGAUUCUGACAGAAGCCUUUCAAGAGCAUGGAACUGUGGUUGGAGCUCGGGUGAUAUAUGAUGGCGAAACUGGAAAUUCUCGUGGCUAUGGCUUUGUUUCCUAUGCCAAUAAAUCAGAAAUGGAAGCUGCCCUUACAAUCAUGAAUGAUGUGGAACUAGAAGGACGGGCAUUGCGCGUAAGUUUGGCUCAAGGAAAAAGCUAG